Fusarium mangiferae is the source of this 1338-nucleotide messenger RNA. RefSeq lists its product as uncharacterized. The transcript is spliced from 5 exons. The coding region runs from base 1 to 1338 and encodes 445 amino acids. Lineage: Eukaryota; Fungi; Ascomycota; Sordariomycetes; Hypocreales; Nectriaceae. The record is from RefSeq and is a predicted model, not a curated record.
AUGACCCUCAUGUGCUACGACAAACCUGCGACAUUGGUCUUGAUCUUUCCGCUUCUAGUCAUCCAGGUCGUCCUGGUACUAGCCAACCCUACCGCGCAACAUGAUCAUGUUGCGUCGAUACUGGCCAAAACCAACCGGACUGUACCAGAAUAUGCGACACGCUUUGCACCACUCGUGUGGCUUCACUCCGAAGACCCAUUUCGACCGUCAGACAUUUUCGAGCAUAUCCGCCACACAACCCCAUCGAUCGACCAAAAGCCCAUCCCAGACCUACCAAAGCUUGACAUGGAUAAUCUGGCUCUACUCAACGAUGUCAGUGAUGAAGAAGUCGCGUUGACUUCUAACGACGAUAUCACGACAAUGCCUCAUUGGCUCUUUGGGAGCACGCCGGAUGAAACAGGUCGAAUCUCAAACGCGACGGCUUGCGCUGUAAUCCUUGUCGAGAGAGAUGCCCGAAAUGUUGACGUCUUUUAUUUUUACUUCUAUUCUUUUGAUAGGGGUGCCAACCUCACCCAAGUAUUGGAUCCGUUGGGCAGCCUAGUGGAUGAUACUGACGGAAUGCAUUACGGGAAUCAUGUUGGCGACUGGGAGCAUAACAUGAUCCGAUUUCGAGAUGGGAAUCCCGUUGGAAUUUAUUACAGCCAGCACUCUGAUGGAUCUGCGUACGAUUGGGGCGACGGUGCCCUCUCGAUGACUGAUGGACGACCUCUCGUCUAUAGCGCAUAUGGUUCGCAUGCAAAUUACGAAUCUGAAGGUGACCACGUACACGACUAUAUUUUGGUAGACUACUGCGAUGCUGGCGUCCUUUGGGACCCCGUCCAGUCGGCCUACUUUUAUCACAUGGAUGCUACCACCUCGAAGCUGUCGCGCCUAUUUCUUCCCGAUACACCGUUGCCUCUCGAGUCUAACCUUACCUCCUUCUUCUACUAUCUCGGUAUAUGGGGCGACGCCCAGUACCCAAAUGACCACCCAAGUCAGAUCACCGUCCCCAUGUUCGGUUUGAAACGCUUCGUUUCUGGCCCACAAGGCCCGAUUUACAAAGGCCUCGUACGGAAAACGCUUUUCCCAGACGUAGGCGAGCCCAAGCCAGUUAUUUUGUUCUUUAUCCGUAUACUGAUGGCGGUAUACCCAUGUUGCCUUCGUGGAUGGAGGGUUUGGGUCUCUCUGGGAGUCUUCUUAGUAUCUGUAGUGUCGAUGGUCUACGGUACAAGGUACCUGAUUAGACGAUAUAGGACUAAGGGAUAUCAGAAAUUGGGUACAGAUAUCCCGCUUCAUGACCUUGAGUCAAUUGAGACAAUUGUACCGCGCCGCGAGGAAGAAGUUGGUGCAGGCGGCUGA